CAAGGUUGGAAACAAAAUAAGACUUUUACUCUGCUAGACUUCACACUAUUGUUCUGGGCGAAUUGCUUUAUUCUGACAUUGAGUCCAGUCAUCUAUCGGACGUUGUGGCGUUCAAAAACACGUAUCCACGGUUUUACAGACGUUUCUUACACAAUGUUAGCUUAUGGAAAAAGUCUUUUGGGGCCGCAGUGCAUCAUGGGACGUUGUAAUUACACCGUGUGGCCGCUAUGAAAACUAGCUUCAGAGUGUGGCGCUGUUCCCGGGAGUUUUUUGUCCUCUGCAGGACGCCGUAGUUUAGAGGUGUUUCCGCGCCGGACGCCAUGUUGUUCAAACGUUCCGGUGCCCUGCAGAGUAAAUAGCAUCAACAGCGACCUGCUUCAAGAAUCCGCGCUAAAACCACAUUCAGCUUCACUCAGAGACAAAAUGGCUUCCAGAUCAGAGGAGCAUCUCUACUGUCCAGUCUGUCGAGAUGUCUUCAGAGUUCCUGUUGUUCUGUCCUGUAGCCACAGCUUCUGUAAAGUCUGUCUGCAGAGCUGGUGGAGAGAGAAACAAUCACAGGAGUGUCCAGUUUGUAGGACAGUGUCUUCAACGAGACAACCACCUGUUAGUCUGGUCUUAAAGAACCUGUGUGAAGCCUUCUUGUUAGAGAGAGACCAGAGAGUUUCAGAUGGUCUCUGCAGUCUGCACUCUGAGAAACUCCAGCUCUUCUGUCUGGACCAUCAGCAGCCGGUGUGUCUCGUCUGCAGAGACUCAGAACAACACACCAACCACACAGUCAGACCCAUCAAUGAAGCUGCACGACAACACAAGAAGAAACUUGAAGAAACUCUGCCGACCUUAAAGGGGGAGUUAAAGGUAUUUGAACAAGUUACAGUGAAGCUCGAUCAGACAGCAGAAUACAUGAAGGUCCAGGCCCGACACACAGAGAGGCAGAUUAAGGAUCAGUUUAAGAAGCUGCACCAGUUUCUAGCAGAGGAAGAGGAGGCCAGGAUGGCUGCACUGAGGGGGGAAGAGGAGCAGAAGAGUCAGAUGAUGAAGGAGAAGAUGGAGGCUCUGAGCAGAGAGAUAGCAGCUCUUUCACACACAGUCAGAGCCACAGAGGAGCAGCUGAGAGCUGAAGACGUCUCAUUCCUGCACAACUACAAGGCUGCAGUGGAAAGAGUCCAGCAGCGCCUCCUGCUGGAGGAUCCACAGCUGCCCUCAGGAGCUCUGAUAGACCAGGCCAAACACCUGGGCAACCUGAGCUUCAACAUCUGGAACAAGAUGAAGGACAUGGUCUCCUACACUCUUGUGGUUCUGGACCCAAACACUGCUGGGCUAAAACUCAUCCUGUCUGAAGAUCUGAGCAGUGUGAGAGGAGGAGAGAAACAGAAGCUUCCUGAUAAUCCAGAGAGGUUUGUUAACCUCUACUCUGUCCUGGGCUCUGAGGGCUUUAACUCAGGGACUCACAGCUGGGAGGUCGAGGUUGGAGACAGUACCUUCUGGUCACUGGGUGUGUGUGCAGAGUCUGACCAGAGGAAGGGUUAUGUAUGGUCUGGAUUCUGGCAUGUUGAGUUAUACAGUGGUAAAUACACAGCAUGUGCACCGUUAACUCCAGACACUGUUCUUGUAGUUCAGAAGAAGCUCCAGAGGAUCAGAGUGAUUCUGGACUGUGACAGAGGAAAGCUGUCGUUCUCUGACGCUGACACUAACACACACAUACACACCUUCACACACACUUUCACUGAGAAGAUGUUUCCGUGCAUUCGCAGUGUAGAUAACCUGAAGAUAUUACCACUGAAGGUGUGUGUGACAGUGGAACAGAGCAGGUAGAAAUAAACAUGACUUUUGUGUUUUUUUCUUAAUGAGAAAAGCUGCUGAAUUUACCUGCUGCUCCUGCUGUCAUCUUUAUCAUCUUUAUCUUAAUUUCAGCUAUUAUUUCAUUAUUUGUUUUGUUUUUGUAUCUUAAUUUCAGAUGUGACAAAACAUGGAUCUGUAAUUUUAUUUGAUUAACACGACCAGGACAUUGGAAUUAAUUAUGCAACAAUUACACAGUAUUUCUAUACACAAAGGCCUCAGUCAUUAUAAAAAAUAUGAAGCGUGAAAUCAUCAACUUCUGAUCAAAAAUGUUUGAGUGGCCAAGAUCCAAGACAGGUUAUUUUAAAGUCUAGAUUAUAGUUUGUGGAUAUUAGAAUCAAAACAUGAUAAUGGUGGUGAUUUCAUAUCAUGUUUUUCAUCAACAUAAAAUAUUGCCUCUUCAUGGUUGUCAUGAUUCAUCUUAUUAAGUCCAUCUGUAUCAGACCUAAUUCAUUCUGUUAGUUCUGGAAAGAGUGGAAUAAAGUUUCUAAAAGUCUGGAAAUGCAUCA
Molecule: messenger RNA, 2345 nt
Organism: Acanthopagrus latus (yellowfin seabream)
Lineage: Eukaryota; Metazoa; Chordata; Actinopteri; Spariformes; Sparidae
Product: nuclear factor 7, brain-like
Exons: 2
Coding region: 424-1812 (462 amino acids)
Molecular function (GO): protein binding; zinc ion binding
Source: RefSeq, a predicted model, not a curated record